UCCAUCAGUGGGACAGGGACUGUAUGUGAAGUGUUGAUUGUUCUACCCCUGUUCGCACUCUCCCUACCCUCCCCGUAAUCUGUGACCACCGGGAUUUCUCAAGUACCACAUCAGCCGGCGCUGAUGUCGAUGGAACAGGACACCGGGGCACUGCCACGACGCAGUGCCAGGCUUGCAGUUCGUACCCGUCCUGUGGUACCUCCACGAAGCAAGUAUCAGCAACAGCGGCUCAGCAAGCGGACGACUCAGGCGGCAUCGAGUACAGCAUUGACAAUACCGGUUCCCACCGGAGUUCUUUCCGCAUGUCCGGUCCAAGGGGCCCUUGAACCGGUGGCUGACUACCUUGGGCGGCUACAGGUAUUCACUGAUGCUGUAGCUACCGCCAAGGCUCAGCAGGAGGCAGCACAGGCAGACCGUCAGCGGCUGGCCAAUGAGGCAGCAGCCCAAGCUCAGCAGACUGCUGAGGCUGACGCAGCGGCACGAGACAGACGGAAUGCCGCCAGCACGGAGUCCCUGAUUCAACAUGAGAAUCAGUGGACAACGCUACUCGAAGGCAUGUUCUUUGUGCCUACGGAAGCGCAGGCGGCUCCGACACAGGCGGAGGGAGAGAGAAGUAACCUGGCUACCCUGAUGUUGAGUGUGAUGAGGGGAGUAAUGUGGAACAACAAACUGCUGCAGGCACACCUGCUCGCGGAACGACAGCAACGACAAAAGCACCAGCAAGAGGUGGCCGCUUUAACAGCUGCCGUCCGCGACGCAGCAACGCAACAGCAGCAACAGCAACAGCUGUUGAACUCUACUCUCGCACGCAUCAACGGCAUUGAGGCUAAGGCCUCAGCAGCGCCAGGCUGCACGACAGACGCAACGAAGCAGCUCAAUGAGCGCAUCGAUCACGUCGUCACCAUCAUUGGCGAACUAGGUGAUUUCACUAGUUCGGCCACGAUCAGCAGCACGGUGGCCGCCAUCAAGACGAGCAUCACCAAACUGCAGACAAGACCGGAUGCCGCUACGAAGAAUUACAAGAUGCCGCACUUCGACAUCAGCAAGUUCGACGACUACAACAAGUCGGACGCCUUAACAUGGUGGCAAAGUUUCCUCACGGAAGCAUCAUGCCGCACUGUCCCGGCUGACGACAUGAUGAAGGCGCUCUACCUACAACUGAUUGGCGGAGCGCAGGCAUGGAUGAACCAUCUGGCGGCUACCAAGAAAUGCACCAUCGCCGAACUCCACACGCACAUCACGUGGAAGGAGUUCGAGCAACUGUGGUUCACUCGAUUCAUGGUCCGCAACGUCGUGAAGGCAGCCAUGAACGAGGUGUACACCUGCUCACAAGGAAGUAUGCCAACUCGAGACUGGACAACCAAGUGGCAAAAGAUAGUGACCACGCCAGGCUUCGAUUUGAGUUUUGGCCCGCGCGUUAGAAGGAAGACGCAACCCACACAAGUUACACUCGCGGACGGCCGCACGCAAAAGUCAAUUGACCAAUGCGUCGAAGGCGUUCCGGUAUACUUUGUGCCACUUGCGUGCGAGCCGGUGUCUUUUGACAUCCUCGACACCAAGUUCGACAUGAUUCUAGGCAUGUCUUGGUUGCGUAGCGCCGAUCAUCCGGUGAACUUUCAUGACCGAACCGUUCACAUCCGUGAUCGGAACGGAGUGUUAGUCCUAUGUACGGUCGCGACCCCUCACACUUCGAUUGCUUGUCACGUGGUUUCCAUUGCGAGAAUUCGUGACACCAUAGCUCGGAAUGAUGUCGAGGAGAUCGGCCUUGUAUUCUUGCAUGCCCUCCCAUCGCCGAACAGACCAGCCGCGUCACCGCCGGACCCACGCAUUACUCACCUCUUGGACGAGUAUGGAGACGUCUUCGAGGCUCCCACCGGAACGGCUCCCACCGAAACGAUUCCGGAUCAGGAAAAUCUAGUGAAUCUACCGCUAGAACAUGGAAAUAUCGGGGGGGCGUAUGAUCGACAGGGAUCGCGACGGGAUGGUGACAUAUCUUGUCACGAGCGGCGAGUGCGGAGAAAAGGCAUAUGCGUGAAAGCGUCCUCGUCUGUAGACGGCGACGGGAUACUAUGAGGAUAAGGGGGGGGGGGUGUCUUUGUCUCUCUCUCUCUCUCUCUCUCUCUCUCUCUCUCUCUCUCUCUCUCUCUCUCUCUCUCUGUGACGUUCGUGUACCGGCCUUGUAAUGUAGAAGACAUAUUUGAUCGAGAAAAAAAAAACCUGAGGCGGAUGUGCAAUCAAUUGCUGUUGUCUUC
Messenger RNA from Chara braunii, 2252 nucleotides. The record is from the annotation of a GenBank genome assembly. NCBI's taxonomy places the organism in Eukaryota, Viridiplantae, Streptophyta, Charophyceae, Charales, Characeae.